Durusdinium trenchii is the source of this 1135-nucleotide messenger RNA. NCBI's taxonomy places the organism in Eukaryota, Dinophyceae, Suessiales, Symbiodiniaceae. The record is from the annotation of a GenBank genome assembly.
GCUCAGCUAUUUGCUUUGCUCCAGACAGGGCCACGGGAGGCCUGCGCCCGACAAGGCCUGCACGUUCUGGCUGCGCCAUGGCGUCGUUGAUGGUGCAAAUGGAGGCCUAUGCCUUCAGGGAGCUGGUGGCCCAUCUGCAGUGGCGGAAGGCACCUGGGACCAACGGUGGAAGCAUUUGGGAGCACAGCUUCUUUUGGCGGUGCGGUGUUGGCGGAUGCGAGUACCAUGGGAGGACGUCCAGAACAUUGACCUGAUGAACCUUGCUGGCUUUUGCAGGAACUGCCUCUCGAAGUGGUACCAUGCAGCAUCCAAGGUCCAUGGUGUGCCGAUGGAGUACGAGGAGGCCUGCGAGCGGAUCUAUGGGGAGCCUUAUGGCGAGUGGAAGAAGAAACAUCAAAAGAAGGCCGGUGAGGAGCAGCUUGCGGCCUUUGAGUCGGGCAAGGAUCUCCACGCAAGGACGGAGCCCAAAGGCCUCCUUUCAGGCGGCAACCACGAGCCGGGUGGUCAGCCGGGCCACUCGAAUGUUUGCGGCCAAAGCUGUGAUGCACCACCCCCCACGGUCUCCGCACACGUGGCUGGAGCUUCCACUGCCGCACGCGUGGCCGUGCUAACGGCAUCCGACCGUGCAGCGGGCGGGGUCUAUGAGGACAAGUCUGGCCCUGCUGUGGUGGAGAUGGUGAAGGCCUUUGCCGAGCAGCAUGGGACAUUGAAACCAAGUUUCCUUGAACUGAAAGUGGUGCCGGAUGACGAAGAAACGAUUUUCACUGCUUUGAGUUCCUGGAGCAAUUCCGGCAGCUGCGACGUGGUGCUCACCACCGGCGGCACUGGCUUCGGCCCGCGCGAUGUCACGCCGGAGGCCACGCGGCGGCUGCUGGCGAAGCCGGCAGAGAACUUGAGCAGGGCGAUGGCCUGGCAGACCUCCUUGCAGGAGCCUCGCAGCAUUCUGUCGCGUGGUGUCUGUGGACUCACCAAGGACAAGGUCUUAAUCGUGAACCUUCCUGGGCACCCGAACGCCGUCCGGCAGUGCCUUGCGGUGCUCCUGCCAGUGCUGCCACACCUACUGAGAAUGGCAAGUGGAUGAGUUGUUGGCUGCAGAAAAUGGGCCACUGAGACCAGUUGUUGGGCUAAUGCUGCG